Molecule: messenger RNA, 5092 nt
Organism: Strongylocentrotus purpuratus (purple sea urchin)
Lineage: Eukaryota; Metazoa; Echinodermata; Echinoidea; Camarodonta; Strongylocentrotidae
Product: transcriptional regulator Erg-like
Exons: 11
Coding region: 537-2111 (524 amino acids)
Biological process (GO): regulation of transcription by RNA polymerase II; cell differentiation
Cellular component (GO): nucleus
Molecular function (GO): DNA-binding transcription factor activity, RNA polymerase II-specific; sequence-specific DNA binding
Source: RefSeq, a predicted model, not a curated record
CACUUAAAUGACGUCCGGUCAUUAAAAAAUCGCCGGCGCUCUUUCCCUUUUCUUUCAAAAAAACUUCUUUUCAAGUGUCUCCCUUAAAAGUUUUGUAGUGUGCACACGGGUUACUGCAAGCUCAGAUUUUAGGAAGAAGAGGAAGGGGGCAAUGAAACGAGACAGUCAAGGAGGAUACCCAUUCAGUUUAACGCUUCUUGUUGCCAAAGGGGGGUUCGUGCAAUAUCGGGUGUAUAAUUAUUCGUCUACCUUUUGAGAUAAGCGACGUUGUAUAUGACUGGUGAUUAUUUAUUCAUGAUUAUUGGAGCUUUGAGGGAUCGUUAUACUUCGUAAAAAGGGAAGCAUUAUCGGUAGUCUCGGACGACCAGACGCUAUUUGAGAACACAUACCGUGAGGUGAAUAAGUCCAACACUAUCGUCUCGUCGCCACACAGCACCCACAUCCUGACAACACCUGUCCACAAGCCUAAGCUAUCCGUGGUUGCAUCCCCCACCAACGAGAGCCACAUCUGGAGCUCGUGCGUACAGGACCAAAGGAUGAAACAAGAGAUUGAGCAGCCCACUUCCGGUGCCCACGAUGGGCUCCCGGGGCCACAGGUCAGUCGCGGGGGACCCGAGUCGCCGUUGGAUUGUAGCGUAGCGAAACCCCGCCAGCAACCUCCUCCCCACGGAGCGCCACAGGGCACCAUCAACGCGGAGCCAACACAGGCCGCGCCACCAUAUCCGUCGUGUCCGCCACAGCCGUACCUGGGUACCACGGGUUCCACGCCCGAGGAACGGUCGGCUUCAGCGGGUACCACGGGAAGGUCACCGCCACCAAAUGUCACCACCAAUGAGAAGAGGGUCAUCGUACCUGCUGACCCUAACAUGUGGACUGCUGAGCACGUACAGCAGUGGGUCCAGUGGGCGGUCAGGGAAUACUCCCUGGUGGAUGUCCAGGUGUCCAGGUUUAACAUGGACGGGAAACACCUUUGCAAGAUGACCAGAGACGACUUCAGCAGACUGACCAACAACCUCAACGUAGAUGUCCUCAUCUCACAUCUAACCUUCCUUAAACAAGCUCCACUGCCUAAUCUAACGUCAGAUGAUAUAGACAAAGCGCUGCAGCCCAGCCCGAGGAACCCACCCUCCUCUCAAGGUUAUACACCAGGGGCCAAGAGCAAUCUGGAUGACAACAAAUACAACACUGCAGACCAUCAGACCACUCUGGACACGAAUCCAUCAGGUGGGUCAGCCUUUCCUUAUCCUCCUUCCACUACUACCACUGUUGACAGUGUUCACCGCAUGCCUCGCACAGAACCCUCAUGUGAUAGCCUUGUUGGAAGGGGAAGACCCAACGCUUGGCCCACCACCGUCCCAUCCGCUGUAUCCAAGGGGUUUACACAAACAUCGCCUACCUUGCCCAAGCCUGGUAUCGAUUCCUCCGCUACACAAAUUAGACCCGCAGGGAGGCCGGCCUAUGGGGGCAGUGAUUUCGAUCCGUACCAAGUCUUCGGGCACACAAGCAGGACACUUGCAAAUCCUGUAAUUCCAAGUGAUUGGCAAAAUCUACAAUCCGUGAUAUUAGCACUCAGACAUAACAAAGGAAGUGGCCAGAUACAACUGUGGCAGUUCCUUCUGGAGCUCCUAUCGGACAGUUCCAACGCCAACUGCAUCACUUGGGAGGGAACCAAUGGCGAGUUCAAGAUGACCGACCCGGAUGAAGUCGCCAGGAGAUGGGGAGAGCGGAAAAGCAAACCCAACAUGAACUACGACAAGCUCAGCCGGGCUCUGCGCUACUACUACGACAAGAACAUCAUGACCAAGGUUCAUGGCAAGAGAUACGCGUACAAGUUCGACUUCGCCGGGUUAGCCCAAGCCAUGCAGCCGGUCCAAGCUGAUCCUAGCAUGUACCGCUACCAGUCAGACCUCUCGUACCUGCAGAGCUAUCACCACCCGACCAAGCUGAACUUUGUGGGUACCCCGAUCAACCCGUCCACCAAUGCCAGCCUCUUUAGCUCUCACAGUUCAUACUGGUCAUCUCCAACAGGCGCCAAUAUCUACCCCAGCGGUCACGUGACACAUCCUCACCCGGGUCACAUGUCCUCGCACAUAGGCACAUACUAUGGAUAACACCAAGUGCCCUUUACCCGUUGCAAUUGCCGGACUCUAUAACAGACUCUUUAUGAAGUGCCAUCACUUUUUUGUAUUGUAUGAAGAAGAAAAUGUUGCACAGUCAGAUUAAAAAAUAAAUAUACCUAUACAAACUGAUCGUCUAGAGAUCGUGAUAGACGCGUAAAGCUGACUAUAGAAGGCGGAUGCCGCUUUUCUUGUUCGGGACACGUGAUAAGUUCGAACGUGGAAAUGAGCCGCAAUGGACCGCCGCAGAGGGCGUCUCCCAUCGUGGAGACCGCAAGAGACUGUACAAAGAAACCAGAGAGGACUGCAAAUAAUGCCAUAGUAUUUAGCCUUGAAUGCAGUCGAUAAACAUUUUAUAUAAAUAUAAUGAUAAACUUUUCGACGUGGAUCGUCAUCAACGAGUAUUUUUUUCUUACUGCGAAGUAUUGACCUCUUUGUAAUGGGUCAUCUAGAGAGGGCAGUCUUCUCUAUAAAAGAUUUAUACACCAAUGAAUUGAAAUGUUGCAUAUACUAUUAAUAAUAUUGUUUUGUAAAAUACUCAUUUGGAGUAUGACUAGUUUUAGCCUACCCAUUGAAUUAGUUUUUAGCUGCAUGAAAACCUAUACAUAAAUAAUUAUAUGACUGUUUUGAAAUGUCUUUCGUUACUUUUUCCUCACUUCUUUUAAUAUAUGAAAAGAAAGGGAUAUCUCAAAAUAUCACAAUGUUUAUAUGUAUUAAGUAAGAUUACUCUAUAUUGUAUUUUCAGGAUAAACACAGACAUACCUUAAUGAUAUCUUUUAAUUUAUGCUACCGUUCUUAAAAGAAACAACUAUUUUCACUUAUUAUGGAAUCAUUUCCGAAGAUUAAAUGCCAAACCGAAUUUGUCAAUGUAACCUGUCCUAUCUUCAUGAAACCUUUUUGACUUAAACUCCCAAACGAUGUAUACCUGUUAAUCACAAUGAAACGGGUUACGUAUUUAGUAAGGGUACAACAAUAUACCAUUAUCCUCCAAUUGAUGUAUUGUUUAAUCAAACGGGGAGUAAACAUUAUACUUUCAUUUAUUUGACCCGAGAGGUAGUGCAAUUUCAGUACUUUGUAGAUCUAUUUCUCAAUAACUUGUUCGUAUUUCUUUGGUACGGGUAUAGAAGAAAAAAUGCUGUAUUUCUCUUGGUUUUUGUGUUGCUAUGGGUUGGUUGUGAACAUAAACAAAACAUUCUACAAAUUACAUUCAAUUUCUGCGGAAUUAAAAUGUGUAUGAAAUACUUGUCCCUUAUAUUGUAAUAAACAUAUGUAGUAUUAUCAUAGUAUUUCAUUCAAACAUUACAGUUACCUUGCACGAUCGUGGCAAUUGGCUUGGUGACGGUCGGGAAAUUUUGUUCUCAUGUGGCAAAUGAUUAAACCCUCUAAAGGUACAUUAGUCGCCAAUAAUGAUAAUAAUAACAUAAGUAUAAUUCUAACACUAAAAUAAUAAUAAUAAUAAUAAUAUUCUUAUUGUAUAAUGACAAUGGAGCAUUUACAUUGUGUGACAUAGCCUGACUGCAAACGAAAUAAUAAGAUAGACGCUGGAAUGUAAAUGUUCUUAAAACAGAGACAUAUCUCAAGAGAUACGACUUUGAUGACGAUUGGUGUGUUGUUACUUUGUAACACCUAACGGCUUGUUCAAAUAUGUCGCGAUAAACCGCCGCAAUAUGGAUGUUGACAAUGUUAUUUGUUAUUGUUAUUAUCAUCUUUUUACGUGCACACAUUCUGAGUCAGAAGACACAUGAACGUGAUUAAAACACUUAUGUCAACAUACAAAGAAAGACAUCCGCGGUUUAUUACGUCAUACCUGAUCAAGUCUCAGCCAUGCUAUUUCAUCCAGCGUUUUUCUAUUUAUUUUUACGGGUCAGUCGUAGGCUAUGCAGUUGGUCACAAAUUUAGUCACAAUUUUUAUUGAGGAUUUCAUCGUAUACAUCACCUACAUAAAACACUUGACGUUCAAUGUUAUAAUUUGAACAUUUUAUGCAUGCUAUGCCAUUUUGAAGAAGAAAAUUACCUACAAAUGGAAAGACAGUACAGAAUGUGAGAAAAAGCAGACAUUCCGUCGAUUUGUCAUACUUCUUCUGUGAGUAAUGAAACCAUGAUGGAUCCUACAAUGAAAGUGAUCUAAUACGACGAUUAACAGGAAUAGAAAAAAAACAAUUAUAACUGCCUUUAAUGUGUUAUAUAUUAAGACAGGAAUACGAGGCCAAAAUUACGAUAAAUAUGUUUAUGUUAUCUUAUUAAUUUUGUUUUUCUUUUCUGCAAUUUUUUUUCUAUGAAGUGCAAUAACAAGAAUUGCAAACAUUAAUAUAUAUAUUUUUUGUUGAAAUACUAUACCAUGAUGUUUCCGAACAUUCCAAUGUGUUACCAUUGCAAAUAUUCCAUGGAAAUAGAGGUUUUGUUUUAUUUAUUUUCAUUCCGAUCUUAUUUGAUGCUUGCCAUCUUUUAGUUGAGAGGUUGCAAUACCAGAUUUCUUUUUAUUAUUUCCACUGAUCUCUGGCUCGUUUCUGUACAAGAAACAUAAUAUUCUAUAUAGUUUGAAAUUGACAUAGCAUUACCCAUCAUUUUAAAUGCUAUUAUGUCAUUAUUUUUGCAUUGUCCUCUUCGUUUUCUGCUAAUAUAUUACUCAUGAAAACGAAAUUGAUCACGAAUUGUCAGAGGAAUUUGCCAAUAAGACAUAGUUUGUGUGUCCUUUUGUUGCCAGUUCGAUUUAUAAGAAUUUGACAAUAAUUAUAUGUUUUACUGAGUGUAUUAUAUUAUGAGAAUUUUGUUGAUGUUAGUACGAUGUACUUAAUGUAGAAUAUAACGCGCAAUACAAAGUUUUAAGAAAUAGAUGAUGUUUUACUGAAGUUAUGUUUUGUUUAUGUAUACGUUUUUACAGAGUCAUCGACAUAAUAAAGAAUCAUGUUUGUAAUUUGCGCAUGUAUAAAAGGCAAUGAAAAUAAAGGAUCAGUUUUUGAUUUAUAAAAACAAAA